Pedinophyceae sp. YPF-701 is the source of this 6549-nucleotide messenger RNA. NCBI's taxonomy places the organism in Eukaryota, Viridiplantae, Chlorophyta, Pedinophyceae. The record is from the annotation of a GenBank genome assembly.
AUGCGCUGUGCGCGCGCGGCGCGUCCCCAGUACGCGCGCUCGGCAGGCAGCCACGUCGACCAGGUCGGCACACAGGCUGCCGUGACAUGCGGUGACGGCACGAUGGCGACGGCUUUACAGGAGCAGCUGGGGCAGCUCGCCCUCGCGAGGGGGGCGCCCGGCGACAGACGGCCGAAGGGGCGUCCCUCGCUUCUGUUUGAUCCUCUGGAGGCCGCAGAUAUCGAUGCCGCGACCAUCCUGGAGAUCAGCGGCGCUGGUCUCGAGCAGCUGUGCAGGCUGGACGCCAGGUUCGAGCCGUGCGCGGCCAGGCUGUUCUCGCGGGCGAGUCUCUCCACGCACCGCACACAGAUGACAGCGGCGGAGAAUGCGCAACUCGACCGCGCGAUCGAGGACUUCUUGCACCUGCUGUCGGGCUUCUUCCUCACACAGGCGUGCUUCAAGGUCCUGGAGUUCUGCGUGCGGCAGUACGCCAUUCACGAGCACAACGUGCCCACGCUGGUUGCGUGCGCGCUGCCCUACCACCAGACGAACGAAUUCGUCAAAGUGCUCCAGCUCUGCUCGCUGGAGGGCACCGUUUUCGCCUUCCUGCGCCCGUCCAAGGAGAGCGGGGCGCCCCCUCCGCGCGAGCCCCUCGCCCGGCGGUGCUGCUCGGACGGCGCGUUCCUCAACGCAGUGUGCGCCGAAGCCCAGGCGCUGGGGGGGCGCCGCCUGGCGUGCCCGACCUUCAUGUCCUUCUACGCGGUGCUGCUGUGCGAGGCGCUCAUGCUCGCCCCCGCCGUCGACGCCCGGCUGGCCUCGCUCCUGCUGCCACACCUCGCCGCAGGGAUGGGCAGGGAGGCCACCUCCGAGUUCCGCGCAGCGACCUUCAUGGUGCUCGGGGUGCUGCUGAAGCGCACCGAACUCGACGGGAGCGUCGCGGCAGAUCUGCUGGAGCUCGUGUGCCUGUGCCCCGAGGAGGCGCUGUACGGGCAGGCCGUCGCGCUCGCGGCCCUGCUGGUCGCGACGCAGCCCGCCGUGGCGUCCCUCCCGCCGGCGUGCACCCGCAGCCUGGCCAACAUCCCCGACCUCCCCGGGGAACUGACGGCGCUCGCGGACGCCGGGGCGGACGUGGGGCGGCUCGUCGCGCUCGUCGUGGACGCGAUGGCUGAGGAGCCUCGCGUGCACGCAGCGGCGCUGCUGGGCCUCGUGCGUUGUGCGCCGCUGAGCAGCGACGUGGCAGCCACGCUGGCGUCCGCCCUGCUUCGGGCGGUCGAGUCCGGGCAGGAGGCAGGCGCCGCAGCCAAGGACCUCAAGCUCAUCGUGCAGGCCCUGGACCGCCGGUACCCCGCCGCGGUGGACGCGAGCGUCACGGAGCACCUCACGUCGUCAAAGGGGCAGAACAAGCGCCUGAAGGCCUUCUUGGGCGACGUGCUGCACGCCACGCCGCGGGCGAUUGUCCCCGAAGCCGCGUUGACGCUCCUACACGCUGUCGACGCGCCCGCCGCCGGCGUCCGCAUCGCCGCGCUCGAGCAGCUGGACGCGGCCCUGGCAGCACCGGCGGGCGAUGAGGACGCGCGGGCGGAGCUGCUGGCGUUCGCGCGGGAGGCGCUGCUUCGGCGCAUCGCGGACGACGAGCCGGACGUGGUCGAGGCCGCGCUGGCGUCGGACGUCCUGCGCGACGCCCCGCAGGAGGCGGUGUGUGCCGCGCUUGAGGGGGCCCUCGCCUCCCGCGCCGACGCGCUCGCGAGGAAACCGCGCAAGGGCGACGAGGCCGCGCAGCAGAUCGCGGACGACGUGCGGUGCGCCGUCGCCCUGACAGCCGCGCUCGGGAAGCGCCUCGCGUGCCAGUCGGGCCCUGACUCGGGCGUCGCGGAACUGCUGGGGCUCCUCGUCGUGCCCGCGGGCUCCAGCCUGGCCCAGGUCGCAGCGGCGGCGACCGAGGCCGCGCAGGGCACGAAGCACCCCCUGUUUGCGCUCGUCGGCGGGGGCGCGCGCAAGGGGCGCGCAGGCAGCAAGCAGGCCAAGGCAGAGGAGCCUGACGCGGCGCGGGCCAGCGAGGGGCGCCUCCGCGGGGUCGCGGCCGCGGUCGCGCGUGAUCCGGAGACACUCGCGCCGCUCGUGGCGGGGCUGGCCGGCGCGGCGCGGCGCGUGCACGCCUUGGCAGCGGCGGCGAUCGCCCUGGGCAUGGCGGCGGUCGCGUGCGGGCAGCAGUCGGGCGCGCUCGCCUGCGCGAAGGCUGCGGCUGACCUCGCUCUGCAGCAUGUGGAGUAUGUAUCGGAGGCUCUGGAGGUCGGGCAGGACGGCCUCCCGGCGACGGUGUGCUUGUGGGACGACGCAGUCCCUCCAACCUUCUGGCGUGUCCUGCGCAAGCGCCCGCGCGUUGCCGUGGGCACGGCUCUCCGGGACGGUCUCCUGGCCGCGCUCGCGGCCGCAGCGGGCGCCGGUGACGCGCACCUGGCCUCCCGCGUGCUCAGUGGCCUUGCUGCGGUGACGGCACACGACGGGGGCGCGGCGCGGAUGAUAUUCGAGGCGGCCGUGGACGUCGCCGGCGGGGUGCCCGGCGAGUUCCUCUCGAAGAUAUUCACCGCCGAGGAUGCGCCUCCGGAGGCAGCGGCAGCGGCCCUCGGAGCGCUCACCGUGUCCCUAGCAGCGCCCUCUGGCCAAGACACGCCGAGCGCGCUGUUCGCGCUGCAGCUGGUGUCGGCGUGCGGCGCUGCGUCGAAGCGCGUGCGGAAGGCGGCUGCCUCCGCGGCGGGCGCGUGCGCGAGCUGCCAGACGAGCUGCGCGGCCAUUGCCAAGGCCUCGCACUUGACGGCAGCGCAGGUGAAGCACGUGCUCGAAGCGGUCGGGUCGCACCGCUCGCACUUCGGGGCGGACCGCGGGUACGUCGAGGUCCUGCUCGACAACGCGCUCCUCGGAUCCUCGACGAAGACCGGUGCGCGGGGCAGGGGCCGUGGCAAACAGCAGGCGCAGGGCGUGGCACAGGCCCUGCUGCCCGCGGGGACUGCGGCGGCGUUGCUGGAGUACCUCACGCGCUGCGUACAGCAGUGCCAGCUAGACGCCUCGGAGUGCGGACCCACGAGCCUCGCGCUGACCGUGCUGGGCCGCCACGUGGCCCAACCGCAGCUGCUCCAGGCCGCGCUGCCCCUGCUGGGGCGGCUCGCCGAGGCCGGGGAGGCGGCCGGCGCCCGGGAGGUGCGUCGCCUUGGAGUGCAGCUGCUGAGCGACGUGCUCGUGGAGGACGCCCUGGUCGGCGUUGACGCCGGUCAGGUGCAGGACGCCGCGGGGAGUCUGUUGCGCCUGCUGUCGACAGAGGCGGGACCGGCCCCGGCCGACCUGCGCGCCGCCGCGGCGAGCGCGCUGAGGCCAGGUGUGCUCGCGUGCCUGCCCGCCGGCCUGCGCCGCGAGGCCGUCUCGCGGGCGCUGUUCAUGGCGGACCACGAUGCAAACGAGGGGGCCGCUGCUGCGGCACGCAAAGCCGUGGAGAACGCGCCGCUCACGGGCGAGCUCCUCGCCUCCAUCAUGCUUGGCGACGGAGCCGCAGCUGCGGCGCCCCCGUCCAGGAAGAAGCGCGCCGCGAGCGCCCCUGCAGCCACUGUGCGCCCAGCUGCCGUGCUGGAUGACGCCAUCGCAUGGCAGCGCGCACAGGCGGUGCUGGAGCUCCUCCAGUGGCGCGAUGGCAUCGAGCAGCCUAGGGCGCUGCUGGACCCGCUGAUUGGUCUUGCGAAGGAGCUGGUCGCCGCCGUGGAGCGCCUCAACGCCGGCAGCGAUGCCGGCAGCGACGCCGGGGAGAGCGCGGGCGCGAGCGUUGCGGUCGCGGCGUACGGCCUCCAGCUAGUGCUCUCUGCACUCGACCGGCUCGUCGCCAGCGAGCGUUCACUGGCGCAGGCCACGGACGUCGACCUCAUCGUGAGUUGCGCGGGGGGCGGCCCGAACGCAGCGUGCCGGGCAGCUGCUCUGUCGCUGCUGGCCUCGCUCGCGUCUGCCGCGCCCGAGCAGGUGUCGUCUCGCGCGAUCGAGCUCCUCGCGGCCGUCAGCGGCUCGUUCGCAGCGGACGGGGGCGUGCGCGUGCAGGGGGCGGCAGCGACAGUCCUGCGCGCAAUCGUCCCCGCGUGGCAGGCGGACCAGCGGCCCAUGCGUGACCUGGUGGCGGGCUUCGCCUCCGCUCUCCCGCAGGCGCCCGCAUCCAGACGCGUGCCCCUCCUCACAGCGCUGCUCGAGGCGGCACCAGGCAGGGAGGUGCUUGCCGCGGUCGUGUUGCAGGUGCUCGCCGCGGCCCUCGACGCCGGCAGCCCGCAACAGCCCGACGAGGGCCUCAUCGACGCGCUGACCGAUGUCUGCCGUGCGGCCCCGGCCGCGGACCGCAUCGCGGCACUCGCCGACGCACUCGAGCUCGCGGCGCGGGACGUCGGCCACGAGCUGCACCAGCCCCUGCACGUGGCCUGCAUCGCGUUUGUUGCCGAUCUCAUGGGCGGACCGCGCGCCACGCGCCUCUCGCUGCCGGCAUCGGAGGCGACGUCUGAAGCGCAGGAUGCCUACCGCUCACUCCUCGAGGCGCUCCUGUCGGACCUGCGCAGCGUGGGGCCGCAGCUCGCGACCGCAGUGCGGGAGGGUCGCAACGCACGCAGCCGGGCGCUCGAGGCCGCGUCGGACAGCCUGUACGCCGCGCUCGACGCGCUGCAGGGGCGCAUGGACCCCGAGGCACACCUGGCGGCGCUGUCGGAGCUGUGUGCGCACGAGGACCCAGGCGUUGCGCGCACGGCUUUCCGUCUGACGGCGCAGCGCAUCAGCUCGCUCGACCUCGCGGAGGACCCGCUGGUGACGCUGCUGACGGGGGACGAGCGCGCCGAGAAGGAGCGCAACGUGCUGCUCGCGGCGCUCCGGGCGGUGGAGCCCGCUGCGGCGCUACUUGCAGCGGCGGACGACCCCAGCGGGGCGCUGGCGGCGCAGUCCGCGCUGGUUGCGCUGGACAGCCUUGCGAAGGCCUGCGGGGAGGACUUCGCCGCGGAGCUCUGCGUGGCGGUCCCCGCGAUCUCGGCGUGCCUCGCGAGGGAGCAGCGCGGGGUGCGUGCUAGCGCGAUGGUCACGAUCGCCUCGCUUGCCACCGCCCUUGGGGUCAAGCUGCUAGGCCACCUGCCGCAGCUGUCCAGCGUGCUGCUGGACACCGUCGAGGCCGCGCUGCGCACGUUCGCGCUGCGCCCCUCGGACAGCCCGCCGGACGCCGAGGAGGACGGCGGCGACAGCGAGGAGGACGGGCCAUCACCUGGGCUGGACAAGGACACAGUGGAGCUCGAGCUGGCCUCGGGCAUCUCCGCGUGCGGUGCGAUCGUCGAGGGCAUGGGCGCGUUCUGCAGCCCGUUUCUGGGACGAAUCCUUGCGAUCGUGCUGUCGCCAGCUCUCCUGCAAGACGACCAGGACGGCGUGUGUGCAGAGGCAGCAGAGGCGGUGCGCAACACGCUGUGCGACGUCAGCGUAGUGCCACCGCGACUCAUCGUGCCAGCGCUGAUCUCGCGGCUGGAGGCGUGCGUCGCGGAAGGCGCGGACUCGACCGCGAAGCUGCUCGGCAUGUUUGCUGCGACCAGCAAGGCCAUGCAACCGAAGACUGCGGCGGAACACCACGACGCGCUGUUCGUCGCACUGCUGAAGGCGCUCGAUGUGCGGAGGCGUCGUCCAGCGGGCAUAGCCGACAGGGCGCAGAUCGAGAAAGUCGAGCAGGCCGCAGUUGCAGCAGUGGUCGCCCUGAUCAUGAAACUGAGCGAGGCUUUGUUCAAACCCCUCUUCCUGCGGCUGGUGGACUGGACGGGCAUGUCCUCGCGCGGAACGGAGGGCGCGGAUACCGCACGGAUGGCGACAGCCUUCGCUGUCGUGUCUGCCCUGGGGGGGCGCAUGCGCACUGUGUUGGUGCCCUACUUCCGCUACGUCGGCGACGCCAUCGUUUCCGUGCUCGCGGGGAACGCACAUCUCAAGGAGAAGCGGUCGAAAAAGAAGCGCAAGGCUGCCACGCCAGCACCCGAUCGCGACUGCAACGAUGACCUGUGGCUCUUGCGGUUCCGCGUCUUGGCGGCCCUGCAUCGAUGCCUGCAGUACGACAGUGGAGUAUUCCUCGACCAGGAUCGUUUCAGUGCGCUGGCGCCAGCCGUCGUGGCGCAGCUCGACCAAGAGCCUCCUGCGCACUUGCUCCAGGAGGCAUGCUUUGACGACCCCGUGUUCGCGGCGAUCGAGGACAGCGGUCCUUUCGCCGCCGGCGACGCGUACGGCGUUGCUGUUGCAGAGUGUUUGGCGCAGCUGGCGGUGACGGCGGGCAGUGACGUUGUGUGGAAACCCCUGCAUCAGCAGGUGCUCAUGGCCACGCGCUCGCCCUCGGCGCGCACGAAGCUCCUCGCGCUCGCGGCCCUCGGGCAGCUCGUGCAGCGGGUGCGCGAGGAGUACCUCGUCCUGCUGCCCGAGUCCCUGCCGUUCCUGUCGGAGCUGAUGGAGGACAGCGACGUGCGCGUGGAAGCAAGGGCGCACGACCUCGUGCGAGAACUCGAGGCGCUCGCCGGGGAGGACCUCAGCCAGUAUUACAAGUGA